CAUUGAGAAAGCGGAGCGGAUUGGAAGGCUGGGCGUAUAAAGCCGCGCGGAGAGCGUGAAACAAAGCAGACUGAUCGGAAUUGGACUUGGGAAGAGAGGCGCGGAGUCAGGCAGAAAACUUGUUGGAGAGGAGUAAAGAGCCUCUGCCUCUCCCCCUCCACUCCGCUGCGCUUAAAGGGGUUCCCUCCGGCCUUGCGAUUUAUUUUUAUAUCUGCUUUUUAUAAAGAGAAGUAUAUAUAUUUUUUUCUUCUAAAAGAGAAAAUUCCUGUUCCAAGAGAAAAUAAGGCAACAUCAAUGAAGGAGAGAAGAGCCAGUCAGAAAUUAUCCAGUAAAUCUAUCAUGGAUCCUAAUCAGAACGUGAAAUGCAAGAUAGUAGUAGUGGGCGACAGCCAGUGUGGAAAAACCGCGCUGCUCCACGUCUUCGCAAAGGACUGCUUCCCCGAAAAUUACGUCCCUACGGUGUUUGAGAAUUACACUGCCAGUUUUGAAAUCGACACACAAAGAAUAGAGUUGAGCCUGUGGGACACUUCAGGUUCUCCUUACUAUGACAACGUCCGUCCCCUCUCUUACCCGGACUCUGAUGCUGUGCUCAUUUGCUUUGACAUCAGUAGACCAGAGACUCUGGACAGUGUCUUAAAAAAGUGGAAAGGUGAAAUCCAGGAGUUUUGUCCCAAUACCAAGAUGCUGUUGGUGGGCUGCAAGUCUGAUCUGAGGACAGAUGUCAGCACAUUAGUGGAACUCUCAAAUCACAGGCAGACUCCUGUGUCAUAUGAUCAGGGGGCAAAUAUGGCCAAGCAGAUCGGAGCAGCCACUUACAUAGAAUGUUCAGCUUUACAGUCAGAAAACAGCGUCAGAGACAUUUUUCACGUCGCCACCUUGGCGUGUGUAAAUAAGACAAAUAAAAACGUUAAGCGGAACAAAUCACAGAGGGCCACAAAGCGGAUUUCACACAUGCCUAGCAGACCAGAACUCUCAGCAGUUGCUACGGACUUACGAAAGGACAAAGCAAAGAGCUGCACUGUGAUGUGAGCCUUCGCCGUCUUUAAGGAGGACACGGGAAUCUGGUGUAAAAAAAAAUAAUUAAAAUUAAAAAUUAAAAAAAGCAGGAGAAAACCGGAAAGAUGGAGUCAAAUGAAGUGCCCAGCCAAAGUCACAUAGACACAGGCUUAGGAGGCCCUUGAAAGAUACCCACUUUUCGGAAUUUUGUCCUUAGUUUCGGCAUGUAGACCGAGUGGUGAGAAGCGAAUGCGUUGAAGAGUUUUGUGUGACAAGAAGUGUGACUUGAAAAAUCCGCCAAAAACAAGGGGAGCUACAAACGGGAGAGCGCUAGAGAAGUGGGGGGCGCCAGUACCUCCGAGAACAUCCACGCUCUGAAUGGUGCUUGAGUAUUUUCGGUUUUGUGUUCGUGGUUUUGUUACAACCUAUUCGUGGAUCUCUACUUUGAUUUCGUUUUUUCAAUGUUUUAAUCCCCUUUUCCAAAAAGUAUAUAUUAGUAGACCGUCCUCGUUGGGGAACUCGCACUGUGACCUUAGCGUUUAGUUUUCUAGAGGAUGCGAUCUAAUUUCCUCCUAGCUCAUCAUUAAAAUGGAAAUUGUACUGGGACCCGGUGGGAUUCAAGAGGAAAACUUCAUGCGGCUUUGAAAUCUUGACUUCCUGAAGGUCGCUGCUGAGCGAGAUGGUUUGAAAGCAAGGCUUCCGCGGCCUUACAAGAUGCAUAGACCAGCACUAAAGAGAUUGCGUAGAUCAACUAGAAGAGAGUGUUGCUUUUUAUUCUGUCUGAUGGUUUUGUUCAUCCUUGUGAUUGUCCUUAACAAGUGGUAAAUUGUUCAGUGUAAUAUUUUUUGUGCGCUGUUUAGAAAAGAGUGUGUGGCUUUGUUUUUCUUUUUGCCAUCGUUGAUGAAAACGAGAAGUCAAAUAAAAGAUGUGUUCGUCUGAUGUGAUAGCGUGAUUAAAGAGGAGGCAGGUGGCUGCUGAUUUCACCAAGAGAGACCUUGAAUGAAGGAGUAGUAGUAGCCGAGAGCACAGUUGGUGAAUGGGGCUGUCUGGAACCAAGUUAUAAGUCAAAAAUACACAGAGCAAAAGCGUUCAUGUCGGGGGGAUGGUGGCCCCCAGGCUGGCAGCAGAUAGUAAGCUGUUGUCUGAUGCCACUUCCUUCAAAGGAAUGUUGUUCUGACAAAACCCCCAUUUGCCCAUGCUUUAGAAAACCCCAGAUUGAAAAGAAGCCUAUAAUGUCUGCCCUGGUAUGAGCCUAGGGUGUUUCUCAAGUGACUGAUAAACCUCACUUAACCAUACACAGCCAGGGCCAGGUUGAAAAAAAACAUGAUCCUUGCAGAAGUAAUAAUCAGCAUUUAAAAUAGUUUACAGGUUUCUCCUUUUGAGCAGUUCCUUUCAGAGAAGAAAUCAGUUAUGAUCUUUCAGAGUUGGUGCUUGUUGAAAACAAGCUUUUUCUUUCCCCAAAGAUGACCCUUCAUUUUUGAAGCGUUUGGAGCUGUGUCUCCAUUAAACUGUGGCCAGAAGGGGAGGUUAAGGGAAUGACAACACCCAGUCCUGUGUCUUUACGAGCACUUUGUUUUGUCUCUGCAAGAAAAUGCCAUUUCAGUCAUUUCCCAUGAAGCUCAGACCUUUUACCAACAUAAUGCGCUCUGACUGGUACAGCGUUACGCUUUGGGCAGUAUUACAAAAUCGCUGGCAAGUGCUUUCUGUAUUUAAAUAUUGUAAAAAGAAAAUAAGUUAUAACUGUUAUAAAGCAGAACCUUUGUUGCUUUUUUUUUUAAUGUUGAAGUCACUUUGUAUGUUUGUUUGGUCAGUGUUUCCACAGUAUUUAUUAAAACUUAUGGUUUUUUUUUUUCUUCAAAUAAAAAAGUAACCACCA
This is a messenger RNA of Mastomys coucha (southern multimammate mouse), 2872 nucleotides long. RefSeq names its product Rho family GTPase 3 (gene Rnd3). Gene Ontology annotation, biological process: small GTPase-mediated signal transduction. The transcript has 5 exons. The record is from RefSeq and is a predicted model, not a curated record. Lineage: Eukaryota; Metazoa; Chordata; Mammalia; Rodentia; Muridae. Gene Ontology annotation, molecular function: GTPase activity; GTP binding. Bases 295 to 1029 code for a protein of 244 amino acids.